AUGGACCAUCAACAGAGCAAGGGUCCCAGCACCCAAAGACGUAAAUAUGGCAUGACUUUGCUCCUCCUUUCUUCGUUGGCAUCAGGAUGUGACAGCUUUGUCCAACAACAACAACAACCGCAGCAACCACAACAACUUGCAUCAUCGCCCUCGUUGACUCAGCUCAAUACAGCACCAGCAUUACCGGAUCUCAGCGAAGUAUUGGAUGUUGAAUCAUCGUGCGUCGAAGAAGCUACCAAGGAGUUCCUUGAUUCAUCUACCGAAAUGCCACUGACUGUGAAUGGAGGCAGCGAAGUAUCCUCCUUUGCCCCACCAUUGAGUUACGACAAAUACUUGACCAUGCAGAGCAAGCGCGUUGCCGUCUCGGUUCGAUAUUCCGAAAAAUCAGGCCUUCGCCCCUAUUAUUUGACAGUCGCAAAGAGAAUCAAAGAGGCAUUCCCAGAUGUAGUUUUGGACAAGGUCCUCCUUCCAAGAGUGGAAGUCAAUGAACAUUCCAAUAGCCACGAAGGAUGCACCUUUCAAGUUCUGGUCGAUGGAAAGAUUGUCGUUCGAUCGCCCAGUCGCAAGGGAUUGGUUGGAGAAUACAUUCAAGUCUUUGUCAAUAUGCAAGAGAUCGAAAUUGCCAUAAGCCGGGCCCGCAAGAGACGGCGGCCGCAGACUGUCUAUGGGGAAGACGAUAGCAAUGCCCGAUUGGAAGUGUUGAGGAACAAGGCUAGGGGCGGAAAGGAGCAAUCCGAGUAA
Molecule: messenger RNA, 741 nt
Organism: Cylindrotheca closterium
Lineage: Eukaryota; Bacillariophyta; Bacillariophyceae; Bacillariales; Bacillariaceae
Source: the annotation of a GenBank genome assembly